Molecule: messenger RNA, 1500 nt
Organism: Guyanagaster necrorhizus
Lineage: Eukaryota; Fungi; Basidiomycota; Agaricomycetes; Agaricales; Physalacriaceae
Exons: 7
Coding region: 82-1467 (461 amino acids)
Source: RefSeq, a predicted model, not a curated record
CUUUGACUCACUUGGUCCCUGGGCGCCUUUCGCUCUGUGGCAACCCCAACCUUCCCUUGUGAUCUUUAUCGCUCGUCUGCGAUGCUGCUCUCAGUGCCCAACGAAAUCCUGAACAGGAUUGCCUUUGAAGCAGAUAGUCGGACUCGUCGGCACCUUCGACGUACAUGCCAGCUACUCCGUGAUGUCGCCACACCUCUCGUCUUUAAAUCAGUCUACAUCGACCUAUCUUGGAGCCGGCACUCUAGCUCAGCUUCCAUCUUUCUUAAAUCACUUAAUUCUGGUCCGAGAUUGGCGCAAUACAUCAUUCGUCUUUCCCUCUAUCUGGACAAAGAGUCCCGGCCUCUUCCCUCCCGUUUUGCUAGCGAAGCUAGAAAAAAGACGAGAGACGAGAGACUAGAUUCUUUUGAUGCCCUCUUCCUUGGAGCUAUUCCAUCUAUGGUUUCAUUGAAAUCGUUAUUUUGGAGAAUAUUGUACCACGUUCUGAUGAGGAUGCUCCACCAACAUCUCGGAGACAAGCGCCUCCUAGAUCAUAUGCGGCCAAAUAGGAUCGGAUUUCCCCAGAUCCUCUGGAUGAAAAUGGAACGACGUGCCGACCUUGACAUAACUCUUUUAGUAUUCAUUGGUAUAGAUGCUCACGUCUGGUGUUCGGGUCCCGACGUAGAUGAAAGAGGAUCAAUUUCAUUGUUGUUUAGCUCUUUGCCUACGGGAACGUACAGUACGGUGAAGACACUGUCGAUAGGCGGUGAAAUGUUCUCCGAGUUAUACGCAUGUGAAAUCCCCAAACUCAUAUCCCAUUUGCGUCACCUGGAGAGCCUAACCAUGCAUAUUACCAUACCCGAUGUAUUUUGGGACGGAUUACAGGAGCAUGGAAUAUGCUUGGUGUCUCUCACAUAUUACGAUCCCAGUCUGGCGUUACUGUCGUAUCUCUCGUCCUAUACAGGGCUUCGUGAACUGUCACUUAACAUGUUGUCAGCCUCGAUCGAUGGCAAUCUCCAUAUCUCAUCCCUUCUUCCGACUGUCAUCACUUCAAAUUCUUCGUCCUUGACGACAGUUCACAUUGAGCCCCACCAUGGCGGAGCAUGGUGCUUGGACCAUCCUAUGCUAGAUGCUUUGGUUCUUUGCCGCGGUCUGAAGUCAUUACAUGUCUGCGCUGACGAAACGAGAGUUCGAGUAGAAGAAAACAAUGUUAUUGAUAGAAUAUUACAAGCUUCCAUGACAUCCUGGCCGAAUCUCUGGGAUCUUCAAAUAAGAGUGGUGCCUCUUGCCGAUGAAGCAGUGAAAAUGGCCACAAGUCAAAUCCAUAGGCGCAUUUUAGCCUUGCGUUUCGCGCCACUACCACCGGAAAGGUCUAGGCUGCAGAUAUCAACAGAGUUUGCGGCAUAUGCGGUAAAAAUCCACGAUCGAAAAAACAAUAUUUAUGCGUUUGAGAUGCAGGAUUUGGACUAUCAUGGGGACAAGGAAUCGUAGAGGAAAUACAAGUUCUGGAAGCGAUCUGAUGAU